UUACAAAUGUCAAUAUGUUUGCUACUGCGCCGUGUACUGUACAGCGACAACAAACCUUCCCCCAAACAUGAAUGUCGAAUAAACGCCACACUAGACGGCUAAAAUAAUCAUUUAUGUGACCAAAUAUGUUCAAUUUAACCUCAUAAGAUGUUAAGUAUGAUAAAAUUUGUGGGGAAAGUCAGUGAGCAGAGGAUACAUUUGUUAGUUGGCAGACAGUUAAAGGAAUUUUUGGGCUCCUGUGCGGUGCGUCCUUGCAGUUUCCAGGCCUCACCCUCAGGCAGAAUAAAUGCCCGGCAAGCAGCGGAUAUUUGGAGGAAACGCUUUGAGUUGAACGGUGUGACUGAGCCUGACCUCUCCAGUCAGUACAUCAUUGCCCAUGUCCUCGGGGCUAAGACUAUAGAAGGAGUUGAGCAGCAUAGGUUGUCUGCAUUUCUCACCCAAGAGGAAACACAGCAAAUAUGGAAACUCUGCAAAAAACGCCUCUCCAGGAUGCCUGUGCAGUAUGUGAUCGAAGAGUGGGACUUCAGAGAUGUGACACUCAAGAUGAGGCCUCCCGUAUUCAUCCCACGACCUGAAACUGAGGAGUUGGUAGAAUUAGUUGUUACUGAUCUGCAGAGGAAGACUGGCUCACCUACGUGUUUGGAAGUGGGAUGUGGCUCUGGUGCUAUUUCUCUUAGCCUGCUGAAAAAUCUGCCACAGCUCAGAGCCGUUGCAGUGGACCAAAGUGAGGAGGCUGUGGAAUUGACAAGAGAAAAUGCAUUAAGAUUAGGGCUUCAAGACAGAUUAAAAGUCUAUCACGCAGAUGUCACAAAAGAUGCAGAGACCGUGUCGAAGCUGUGUAGCAAUGUCUCUGCAUUGGUCAGCAACCCUCCCUACCUCUUCUCAGACGAUUUGCCUUUGCUGGAACCGGAAAUUCUGAGGUUUGAGGACCACGCCGCCUUGGACGGGGGAAAAGACGGCUUGAAAGUGAUUCGCCAGAUUUUAACCCUGGCUCCCCGGAUUCUGUCAGAUGACGGCUGUGUUUACUUAGAGGUGGACCCCAGACACCCCCAGCUCAUUCGGCACUGGGUGGAGGUCAACGUGGAGUGGCUGCAUUUGGCAGAGACGCGACCCGACAUCACCAGCAGGCCUAGAUUUUGCAUUCUUCGGAAAGCCAAGUCAAACGACCACGAGCUGCACCUGGGUUGAGAAAACCAGAUCCUAUUAGGGUGGCUUUAGGCCCGCUCGUCAAAACCGCUUCUCCCCCUCCGCUCCCGAGCCGCCAAACACGUUCCGGCUUUAAUCUCUCAAAAUUCUCCUAUUUUUUGCCGCAGGAAUCAUAUAAAUCGACCGUGCUGCUGCGCUUUUUAAUCCACGUACGCCCCGUGCCACGGUAACAUUGAAAAAUGUGUGUGCGGUGGCACAAAAGCGGCUCAAAGCUGAAGGUAAUUACCAAGGCUUUUCUUAGAAGCCUCUCUCUCAGAACCGUACCCUCCUCCCUGGAAGCAUUUUGUAGUUCCGUGAAUCGCCUGAUGAACGGUCCUCCCCUUUGCCCGUCCACUCGCUGACUCAGAUGCAGGCGCACACACGCACAAUGUGGCCUUUACUGCCUCGUGCAAUCUCACACACACAUCAGGCCGCACGGUCUUUCUUCAUUCCUAAAGCGAUCAAAAGGCUCAAAUAUUUCCCGUACGCCGCUACGGCCAAAACAAUCCUCAUCUGGAGCCAAAUUAAAACUGUCAUCAUUGUUGGUGUAUGACUGAAUGUCGCUGAGAUUCAAAAGGGAAAUUUAACGACAUUUCGCGGAAACCAGUCGAGUAGGUUUAGUGUAAUCCAUCUCAACACAAAUAAAAGGACCACCUCUUGGGGACAAAAUGUCUCAACAGCUCUUGUCACCGUGUAUCACUAUAUGAAGUACGAGAUUUCCUUUUUAAGGAUAAAAUCUUUAAUAUAAGACUGAGGAACAUGAUAUUUAUACAUACACGAUUAAGCUAAGGUUUGUAACCUUACGUACGUACACACUAUCAAUCAAGUUUGAGGGUCACAUAGAAAUAUUUGUUUUUUUAAGGAAAUGAUUACACAUCACCAAUGUCUGCAUUUAUUUCUGAUUAAUAUCUUCAUUGAGAAAAAAAUCCUCUUAAAAAAGAAAAGGACACUUCCAAAUGACGGCAUGGUUUUGAAUGGUAGUGUAUGUACAAUUGUGCUCAUAAGUCUACAUAUACUCGCAGCGUAUGUACAUGAGUGAUCAAGAAAAAAAAAAAUACUGUUUUUUAAUUUGAAUGGGAUUCAUAUGAAAUUACAGGGCAUUUCAGAACGGCACAAUCAUUAAAUAAUAGCAAUAAAGAAAACAAUGAGAUGGU
Messenger RNA from Syngnathus acus (greater pipefish), 2339 nucleotides. It is a transcript of the gene hemk1, whose product is annotated as HemK methyltransferase family member 1. The coding region runs from base 148 to 1188 and encodes 346 amino acids. NCBI's taxonomy places the organism in Eukaryota, Metazoa, Chordata, Actinopteri, Syngnathiformes, Syngnathidae. Gene Ontology annotation, cellular component: mitochondrion. Gene Ontology annotation, biological process: protein methylation. The transcript has 11 exons. The record is from RefSeq and is a predicted model, not a curated record. Gene Ontology annotation, molecular function: protein methyltransferase activity.